Molecule: messenger RNA, 1230 nt
Organism: Spirometra erinaceieuropaei
Lineage: Eukaryota; Metazoa; Platyhelminthes; Cestoda; Diphyllobothriidea; Diphyllobothriidae
Source: the annotation of a GenBank genome assembly
AUGUGUAGUUCAAUAACGCUCGCUUACCCCGAUCUUGUUCCCCGUGUAGGUUUAGGACAACCUCGCACAGCCUGUUGUAGGAGUCUGCGGUGUGGUGCCGGACUCUUCUACGGAGACGUCGCGACGGGUUCUCGCCGUCAAGGAGGCCAGAUUCGCCGUUACAAGGAUACCCUGAAGUCCUCCCUGAAAUGCCUGCAAAUCAACCCGGCCAACUGGGAGGAGCUCGCACUAGAUCGACCGACCUGGAGGAGGACAGUGAAGACAGGCGCUGCGAUAUACGAAGCCAACCGCAUCGCUGCCGCCAAAGCGAAACGUGAAGCCCGCAAAUCACAACUUCGCCCAGUAAGCAACGCCGCCGCACAACCGCUUCCAACGUGUCCUCGAUGUCAACGGACAUUCCUGGCUCGAAUCGGACUUGUUGGACAUCUUCGGAUUAACUGCGCCUCUCGAACGGCACCAACCAUCGUCCCCCCGCCUGCCUCUUCCUCCUCCUCUCCGCCGCCAACUAACCCUGACAAUUCUUCUGACCCACCACUUCCAUCAUCCUUUUCCUCCUCCUCCUCCCCCUCCUCCUCCUCCUCCUCCUCCUCCUCGCCCACUGCUCCAACGGCGGCCGCUCAGGCGACUGUCCCGCGCACAACAACCGACACUACCACCACCUCCCCCGACUCCAGGGAUGAGGAUCAGGACUACACCUGUCCCCACUGCGACCGCACCUUCACCUCACACAGCGGCCAGGUCGGUCACUUGCGAAUCCAUCGCACAGAGACUGGCGAACCAGUGCGCGAAGCACCAACCUACACCCACCGCACUCGCCUCCAAUGCCCACACUGCCCUCGCUCCUUCAGGCAUCGCAUGGGCCUUUUCGGCCACAUGCGCAUCCACGAGAGCGGCCUUGACCGCACUCUCGACACACCCACCACAUCCAACACAUCCACCGUGCACACCCCCACCCUCGUUCCAUUCGUCCGCGCCACCACCACCACCGCCUCCUCUGUAGCUGACACUGACACCGCCGACUUCUCAUGCCCACCCUGUCCACGCACAUUCACCUCACGCAUCGGCCUGGUCGGUCACUUGCGAAUCCAUCGCACAGAGACUGGCGACCCAGUGCCUGGAGCACCCACCUAUACCCACCAUGCUCGUAUCAACUGCCCACACUGCCCUCGCACUUUCAGGCAUCGCAUGGGCCUAUUCGUCCACAUGUGCAUCCACGACGACAUGCGGUAG